Molecule: messenger RNA, 2081 nt
Organism: Hevea brasiliensis (rubber tree)
Lineage: Eukaryota; Viridiplantae; Streptophyta; Magnoliopsida; Malpighiales; Euphorbiaceae
Product: O-fucosyltransferase 39
Exons: 11
Coding region: 230-1756 (508 amino acids)
Source: RefSeq, a predicted model, not a curated record
GCGUCAUAAACGGUGAAAGUGUCGGUGGUGGUGAGUAAAGGGUAUUCAAUGAAAUUGAAAGUAGAGAAACCACCCCAACGGCUCUCUAUCCAAGAAGUACAAAUCUUGCAAGUGCUGAGAAUAAUUGGAAAAACUCCAACAGCUAAAACAAAGUUAAAAGACCAACCAAGAAGAGAAACGCCCAGAAACCCAAUUUUGAGACCUGAUUGGUGAGUUUUAACUGAGGGUCAUGGACCUCCAGAAAAGAGGAGUUCUUGCUGGACUUCUGGUGCUGCUUUUACCUCUUCUUUUGCCUGGUUUGUUUAGCCUAUUGAGCCAUGCCUCCCCUUCUGCGUUCUCGGAAUGGAAUGUUCAAAAACCUAGGCACUUAUCUCUAGUGAAGAGUGCUUCGCAGCGUGAGACUUCACAGGAAAAGCAGUCUGAUCUCUGGGUCCCUUUGGCCGAUCAAGGAUGGAGGCCAUGUUUUGAAUCUACAAAUGCCCCUUCAUUACCAGUGAAAUCAGAGGGAUACCUUCAAGUAUUUCUUGAUGGAGGGUUGAACCAGCAAAGAAUGGGGAUAUGUGAUGCAGUGGCAGUUGCUAAAAUACUGAAUGCAACACUUGUCAUCCCACAUUUUGAAGUCAAUCCCGUUUGGCAAGAUUCAAGCUCAUUCAUGGAUAUAUUUGAUGUCGAUCACUUUAUUGAUGUGUUGAAGAAUGACAUUCUUAUAGUUAAAGAGUUGCCUGAUGAGUUUUCCUGGAGCACAAGGGAAUAUUAUGCCACUGCUAUUCGAGACACCAGAAUUAAGAUGGCACCUGUUCAUGCUUCAGCUAACUGGUAUCUGGAUAAUGUCUUGCCUGUACUGCAGAGUUAUGGGAUAGCUGCAAUCUCCCCAUUCUCCCACCGUCUGACUUUUGAUAACUUGCCCAUGGAUAUCCAACGUUUACGUUGCAAAGUCAAUUUUCAAGCAUUAGUUUUUGUUCCCCACAUCAGAGCACUUGGAGAUGCUCUUGUCAGUCGCCUCAGAUAUCCUUCCAAAGGAGCUGAAGUCCUUAGCACUGAUUACCUAAGGGAAACCACUGAUGUGAUUGAUGAAAACAGAGCAAGGAAGUUUGUUGUGAUACACCUUCGUUUUGAUAAGGAUAUGGCUGCCCAUUCAGCCUGUGAUUUUGGUGGGGGCAAGGCUGAAAAAUUGGCUCUGGCCAAGUACCGACAAGUCAUUUGGCAGGGAAGGGUCCUUAACUCGCAGUUCACUGACGAAGAAUUGAGGAGUCAGGGUCGUUGCCCAUUGACUCCAGAAGAGAUUGGAUUACUUCUAGCAGCUUUGGGCUUUGACAACAGUACUCGUCUAUACCUUGCUUCACACAAGGUGUAUGGUGGGAAAGCUAGGAUAUCAACUUUACGAAAAUUGUUUCCUCUAAUGGAAGACAAAAAGAGUCUUGCCUCUUCAGAAGAACGUACACAGAUUAAAGGAAAGGCUUCUCUGUUAGCUGCAGUUGAUUACUAUGUUGGCUUGCAUAGCGACAUCUUCAUCUCUGCUUCUCCAGGAAAUAUGCACAAUGCAUUGGUGGGACAUCGAACUUACAAGAACAUGAAAACCAUAAGGCCUAACAUGGCAUUGUUGGGGCAACUGUUCCUGAACAAAAGCAUUAGUUGGCCAGACUUCCAACAAGCAGUUCUUGAAGGGCAUGAAAACAGACAAGGCGAGAUCAGACUAAGAAAACCAAAAAAGUCCAUAUAUACAUAUCCUGCGCCUGAUUGUAUGUGCCAAGCUUAAGUUGAUUUACCUGAAGGAUGUCAAGUUAUUUUCUCUAUUCUAUUGAUUUGGCACCACAACUAUUGUGUGUGGCCGUUAUUAUAAAUAAACAAGAAAUUCCAUUUCUCCUUUGAUGGAAGAGCACAGAUAGCCAUUUAGCUAGAGAACGUGAGAGUGAAUUAGAUAAUGAUAGUGUAUUUUGUCAGCUUCUGGGUUAUGGACCUCGUUUGUGGACCAGAAAAAUAUUUACUUGUGAAGUAUCAUUUAAUAGGUCACAGCUGUAUCUGUACUUCUGUUUGUGAUACUUUUGACUUUAUGUGAAACGUUGCAUUGGUUAUCUUCAUAA